This is a messenger RNA of Gasterosteus aculeatus aculeatus (three-spined stickleback), 1738 nucleotides long. Its product is annotated as complement decay-accelerating factor, GPI-anchored. The record is from RefSeq and is a predicted model, not a curated record. NCBI's taxonomy places the organism in Eukaryota, Metazoa, Chordata, Actinopteri, Perciformes, Gasterosteidae.
AGUGCCGUUAACUUGAGUAGAUAAUAGCCGAGUGAUGCGUUCAGGGGAGGAUCACUGGUGACCGGCAGAGGAACAGAUCGCGUCUCUUCCUCCUCCGGAGAACUUGGAACCUGGAACUUGAGUCUGGACUUCAGGGUCUUCGGUCUCCUCCCGCAGCCCGGCAUGGAGGUUCUACUGGACACGUGUGCACGGCGGAGGGUCGCGUCUCUGUUGCUACUAAUCCUCUUGGCCGUGAAGGCAGCAGCCGAAUGUUCAAAACCCGAGGCAAAAGAAAACACCGUCUUGACCGACCAAUCGCUCCUUUUGAAUACAUUCUCAGAGGGCGUUGAAGUGUACUUUGAGUGUGCCAAUGGGUACGUUGUGGAAAGCGGCUCCGGGAAAAUAACCUGCGCUCAAAAGAAUUGGAGUGAAUCAGACCUCAUCUGCAAAAAGAAGGACUGUGGUUUCCCUGAAUCUAGGCCCAAUAUGCUCUUCGACCUCAGCACUGGUACCCUGUUUGGCAAUGUAAUAAGAGUAUUCUGCGAUAAAGGAUUCCAGCUCAGUGGAUCCAGCUACAAACAGUGCUAUGCGACGGGCUGGAGUGGGUCCGCCAAGUGUAACAUCGUUUCAUGCGAUGCACCUCCGGAAGUCCUCGAUGGCAGAAUCUCAUGGGAUUCUCAAGACGAGCCAAAAUAUGGAGAGGUCAUAGAGUACGUCUGCAAGCAAGGAUUCACCCUCAUCGGGAACAGCAGCAUUAUGUGCGGCGAAGACGGUGAAUACGAUUCUCCGGCUCCCUCGUGCGAAGGUGUGAGAACAGAAGAAAGAAUUACAACAGCUACGGCAUCACCAACAUCUACACCUCCACAAGAAGUGUCCCCAAGUACAGAAUCGCCUGCCUCGCUCACAGAUAAAACCACCAGCGCCACACGAACAGUCUCACCUUCAAAGCCAGGUACGGAAAAGAUUCUCCAAACAAGGCCGUCUGUGCGUUCCUCAGUUGACAAGCUUUUAGGCACAACACGUGUCAGAGGCAUGUUGACAGUUGGGAGCGAAGCCACAACGACCACUGAGACGCCAACGACAUCGUCUUCACUUCAAGAAGAGCACGGGGGGGCUGUGGAUACUCACAAGGAUAUUGGUUAUACGCCUGUUAUAAUCAGUGUCAUAUGCGUCUCAUUAGUUGGGUGUAUCUUUGCACUCUGUUUACACAAGUUUCUUCUGAAGAGAAAAGGCUCAUAUGACACCCGAGAAGACCUGAAGCCGGAGUUAUUACAGUUCCAAAAUCCAUAUUGCCUGCCUGACCAAGCUCUGCCAAUGGAACAGUGGACAUUUAUUAAAAACAAGACGGAGAUACCGUAGCGGUGCCUCCCCGAGUCCACGGCGGGACAGAAGACAACUUGUGCCAAUUUUGUUGCCUUUCGAUUGGCAGAUAAUGGAACAUUUAAAAGCAUCGUGACUAAAAUCAGCAUCCACCAAUGAAAAGCACUUUUUAUAAUGACUUUUUUUAUCAACUGUAAAUACCUCAUGCCACUAUACUAUUAAUAUGUGUACAUUAUUUAUGUAAUAGAGUGGAAUAAACAUUGUCUCCAUGUGUUAUGAAGUAUGCGAAGAAUAUUUUGCUUCUUGUUUUUUAGUCUGAUUUCAUUCUAUUAAGGCCAUGCAAGUUACAAACGUGCUGUUUUGUGUCUGUUGUGCACUGUGCAAUUCCUGUGAAUUUUCCCAUUGUGGGACUAAUAAAGGAAUAUUAUCUCUUAUCGUA